Messenger RNA from Trichoderma aggressivum f. europaeum, 1143 nucleotides. RefSeq lists its product as uncharacterized. Bases 1 to 1143 code for a protein of 380 amino acids. NCBI's taxonomy places the organism in Eukaryota, Fungi, Ascomycota, Sordariomycetes, Hypocreales, Hypocreaceae. The record is from RefSeq and is a predicted model, not a curated record. The transcript is spliced from 2 exons.
AUGUCUCUUCAAAAUCUGAAUGAGAGUAUUAGCCAGCCGAAUAACGGCUCUGUGAUUGACAUGCCCGUUACUACGAUUUUGAAUGGAACAGACGCAAUUGUUCGCAUUACGACGUCAGCAAUCUGUGGCUCCGAUCUCCAUUUCUAUCAUGGGUACGCCAACACUCCCACAAUAGUCUGGGGCUUUGGCCAUGAAGCUGUGGGUUACAUUUCAGAGGUCGGUGAUGCAAUGUCGUCGUUGAGCAUUGGGGAUUAUGUUAUCAUAGUGGACAAUGCCGACAGCGGACAUUAUGGUUCAGCUCAUCCCAUCACUUUUGGAACCGGUACGCCGGGCUAUGGAGGUCUUCAGGCCGAAUACGCCAGGAUCCCAUUUGCCGACGAUUCACUUAUCCCAAAUCCCAUUACAUCUCAGAACACAUCUGCUGAGCUUGAUUAUCUCAUGAUCUCCGACAUCUUCACGACGGCCUGGGGUGCUCUGACUUAUUCCAGCUUUCAGCCUGGUGAUAGUGUCGCGAUAUUUGGCGCCGGGCCUGUUGGCUUGCUUGCGGCUUACUCUGCACUGCUGCGUGGUGCCACAAGAGUAUACUCUGUGGAUCGUGUGCAGUCGCGUCUUGACAAGGCUAGAGGACCUGGCGCCAUACCAAUCAAUUUUGGCGAGACCGAUCCGGCGGCAGCGAUACUCGAACGGGAACCAAAUGGAGUGAACCGCAGCCUAGACUGCGUCGGCUUCGAAGCUGUGAAUGCCUUCGGGCAGUUGGUUAAUGGCAUUGUGAUAAAUCAGAUGAUCAACGUCACAGCUUUUGGGGGAGGCAUGGCUAUUGGAGGAGCUUGGAACGGCGGAGCCAACAGCACAGCAGGUGGUCCUCGCCUCGGAAAUCUUCCUGGUCAAGUACCGUUCUCUCUACCAGCGUUAUGGCGCAAAGCCUCGACAAUCGGUACAGAAAUAGUUCUUCCCUUGGAACACGCAGAGCCUGUACUCCAAAUGGUUCACUCUGGUAAAGCAAAACCUGGCUUUAUUGUUUCAGCCGAAAUCAGUAUCAAGGAAGCUCCUGAAUAUUACCAACGCUACAGCAAUCAUUUGGAGGAUAAAGUUGUCAUUCGCUUUCCAUACAGAGUCAAUAAAUGGCUGAGUGUUAUUGAAUAA